This is a messenger RNA of Acanthosepion pharaonis, 657 nucleotides long. NCBI's taxonomy places the organism in Eukaryota, Metazoa, Mollusca, Cephalopoda, Sepiida, Sepiidae. The record is from the annotation of a GenBank genome assembly.
AUGGACACAGGCAAACGGCUAGCAGAGAAGAUGGCGGAACACACUGAAACAGAAAUCAACACAUCAGCCGCCCUGAUACAACUACCGCCAUACAACUCGAUCAACACCAGGAGUUGGUUUAUUCAACUUGAGGCGAUAUUUUCAGCCCGAAAGGUCACACGACAGGACACUAAGUACGCCUCCAUGGUACAAGCCUUACCAGCAUCAAUCGUUGAAGAAGUGGAAGACAUCCUUCUCAAUACUCCGGACCAACUCCCAUACACCUGCCUCAAAGAAGCCAUCCUCAAACGAACUGGACGUUCGGACGAAGAACUCAUCAGAGACUUAUUCUCUAAUGUGUCUCUCAGCGAUAGGAUACCAUCCCAGCUCCUCCGCCUGAUGAAGAGCCGCCUCGGGAACAACACUAUGGCAGAACCCAUCCUCCGAGGGCUAUGGAUGGAUCGGUUACCACCGAAUAUAACGCAAGUCCUAGCCCUGGUACCAGUAGAAACGCCCCUUGACGUUGUGGCCGAUUCAGCUGACAAAAUAUACUCCCAGGCUCACCAAAAAGUUCACCAGAUUGAAACCACGAAAACCACACAACGCCUCGAAGAGGAGAUGACCCCAGCCACGCCAGAGUUGAGAGACCUGAAACUCUCCCUAUGCCGGGGCGAAUAG